Messenger RNA from Lathyrus sativus (Indian pea), 1482 nucleotides. NCBI's taxonomy places the organism in Eukaryota, Viridiplantae, Streptophyta, Magnoliopsida, Fabales, Fabaceae. The record is from the annotation of a GenBank genome assembly.
AUGGCGUCUGAAAAUUCCAAACCAGAGGUCGCGUUAGAGAGUUCUAAGGUAGAAACAAUAAGCAAAGCCGUAGAUUCACUUCUCAAAUGGCACAAAUCGCGUUUGGAAACCGAAAAACCUAAACUUUUCGAAGAUGAAGAAUUCGUCUAUCUCGUAUUAACCCUAAAGAAGAUUCCUUCCAAUGGCCGCGUUAACCCUCACAAGAUUCCCAUCCCUCACCCCCUUCUCUCCCCUUCAUCGGAGCAAUGUCUCAUCAUCGACGACAGAGCCAACAAGCCUGCUCGUCUCACCAAAGACGAAGCUCAGAAGAAGAUUCAGUCGGAGUCUAUUCCUAUCGCGAAGGUUCUCAAGCUCUCGAAGCUUACUACGGAUUAUCGUCCGUUUGAGGCGAAGCGUAAGCUGUGUAAUUCGUAUGAUCUGUUUUUUGCUGAUAAAACUAUUGUGCCUUUGCUGCCGAGAUUGCUUGGGAAGCAGUUUUUUAAGAAGAGGAAGCUUCCGGUGCAGGUGGAUUUGAAGAAGAAGAAUUGGAAGGAGCAGAUUGAGAGAGCGUGUUCUUCGGCGCUGUUGUUUUUGAGGACUGGGACUUGUAGUGUUCUGAAAGUGGCGAAGUUGAGUAUGGAGAGGGAUGAGAUUGUUGAGAAUGUGGUUGCAGCGAUGGAGGGGGUUGUGGAGGUUUUUCCGAAGAAAUGGGGGGUUGUUAGGUCUUUUCAUGUCAAGUUGUUGGAGUCUGUUGCGUUGCCUGUUUAUCAGGCUGUUCCUGAUGUUAGGUUGAAGAUUGAGGGGGUUAGGGAUUUGGAGGCUGCAUUGGAGAAGGAUGAGAAGAAGGUUCGUGAUGGGAAAGACGGGAAGAAGAGUAAAAAGGGGAGGAUUCAUGAGAUUAAGUAUAUGGAUGAUAGAAUGAGCGAGGAUGGUGAUGUUCGUAGUGAUGUUGAUGUCGGCGUUGAUGAUAUUGAUGAUGAUGCCGUUGGCGGCGGUGAUAAGGUAGAUGAUAAUCACGAGGUUGGUGAGAUUGAAAGUGGAGGGCUGGGGAGUAAGAAGAGGAAGAAAGGAGAUAAAGGAAAGAAAGAGGCAUUGAGUGAGUUGGGCAGUGUGAAAUCGUUGAAGGGUUCUGCUAAGAGGAAGAAGAAAGAUUUGUUGGAGACUGUGAAUGCUGCGGAAGAAGAAGGUUCCAUCAAGAAGGGUAGUGAAAAGAGAAAGAUAUUGUCUGCGAAAGACGAGGGUUCGGACAAGAAGAAGAAAAAAGGGUCGGUUGUGAAAGCUGCUACUGAAGAUUUGAUCAAGAAGAGUGAGGAUAAAGUAUCGAUUGAGGAUGUGGGUUCGGACAAGAAGAAGAAAAGAGGGUUGGCUGUGAAAGCUGCCACUGAAGAUUUGAUCAAGAAGAGCAAGGAUAAAUUAUUCACCAAGGACGCUUCUUCAGACAAGAAGACAAGGAGAGCCGAUGUGAAGGUAAAGGGUAGGAAAAGUAAGAAUGCUGCUGUAUGA